Dinoponera quadriceps is the source of this 1271-nucleotide messenger RNA. It is a transcript of the gene EMC5, whose product is annotated as membrane magnesium transporter 1. Bases 145 to 474 code for a protein of 109 amino acids. Gene Ontology annotation, cellular component: Golgi apparatus; early endosome; EMC complex. The transcript is spliced from 3 exons. Lineage: Eukaryota; Metazoa; Arthropoda; Insecta; Hymenoptera; Formicidae. The record is from RefSeq and is a predicted model, not a curated record.
GACCCGUGCGUGCAUAGUACUGUUCCAGCUAGGAAGGUUACGCGCGCGCGUGGACCAGGAACAGUUGUAAAGUAAUCAAUGAUUACUCAUUAGUUGACGCUGCAAAACUUCGAUGCAUAGUGAUCUGUGAUAUUAGUUGUCAACAUGCCCGCUACGGCUAUGCAUAAAUUAAUAACGUUUAUAGGAUUUACGUCAAUAUUACAUGCAGCUUAUUCCGCAGCGCAACAUCGUUCAUAUUUGCGAAUCACCGAACAGGAAUUUACCACUCUGCCAAUUGAUAUUUUAAUUCAAGGUAUAGCCAGUUUGUUUAUUGUCAUGUAUGGUGUCAUGUACAUAGCUGGCGAUUUCAAAGAAAUUCGGGCAGUUGUUGAUCUGGAAAACAAAUCUUGGGAGACGCUAAGGAAUCUGCCAUCAUUCCAAAUAUUCAAUCACCGUGGAAGAUCUCUCUCUCCGAAACAUAUCUCAGGACUAUGAAUGAGAUACUAUUUUGUACCAAAUCACUAACAAAGAUAUCGGAUACAUAGAUUUAUUUAUGUUUUUCAUUUGUAUCACGUCUCUCAAUUUGGUAGAGAUGUUCGAGAGAAUAGUAAUAUAAAAUACAAAUAAUGACUUUAAAUACAUACUUGUAAAUGUAAUGUUUGUGUAUGCACAAGUCUCUAAACAAAUUUCUAUCAAUGUGUUCAGCUAUUCACUGUAAACUUCUAUCGUAAAUAGAGUUUAAUAUGUUGAAACUAGAACAUGAGGGGAUAUAAAGAUUGUGACGUGGCUUUGUGGACGCCCGCCACAAGAGGCGAGUGCCUUCGAGGAGGCACUGUUGCGUGGGUCGUGUUCUUCGCGACUUUUGGAAAGCUUUUUUCAAUUAUCAGGAAUCGCGCACUUUCCGUGCGCGAGUCUGUUUUUGAUGGUCCUCGUAUCUUCUACAUUUGUACAGUCUCAGCUCUAUCCGGUGGCAAGAAAUAAUGGAGGACAACCAGGACGGGGAGAGACGAAGCCUCUUCCGAUUUCCCGAUUCGAAUCGUUUCGGAGAAGCGGUCGCAAAAUAUGAAAAAAAGGAGCAACCGAAAAUAUCAAAACCGUUACAGCUACGUGUACAUAUACAAGCAUGAAAUUCAAUUAAUGAUUUAUUGCUGAAAACAAGUGACACCAGAUUGUGAUCUUCCUCUGUAAUUGUAAUUCAAAUUGCGAGAUCUCAAACACGGUGAGUGGUUUUUGUAUAUGCAUUUCACACAAUUGUGGCAGUAAAUAGUAUGAAUAAAAAAGUUUCGCAGUUU